This is a messenger RNA of Trichomonas vaginalis G3, 519 nucleotides long. RefSeq names its product EF-hand family. The transcript has a single exon. The record is from RefSeq and is a predicted model, not a curated record. Bases 1 to 519 code for a protein of 172 amino acids. NCBI's taxonomy places the organism in Eukaryota, Parabasalia, Trichomonadida, Trichomonadidae.
AUGUCUAAAGGUCUUGAUUACUCGACAUUUAUCGAGAAACUGAACGACUUAGAUGAUGAUGGUGAUUGCCGCUUAUCUGAGAAACAGUUCAAUUCCCUCCUUCAAGAAAUUCCCAUUUGCAAAAAAGAAGAUUUCGAAAAAAUCGCUUUUAAUGGACUUAAAGACCGUAAAACGAACACAAUUGAUUUUAAUCAUAUCAGAGUUCUAUAUGAAGCUGCUUACACUAACUUUAAGUGCAAAGCAAUGUUAUUAAUCCUAUUUCGUGGCACCGCAAGGAAUCGCGACCGUAAAGUCAAUUUGCAACAAUAUCAGUCUAUUGCAAAGAUCAUUCAAAAUGAGUACAACGAAGACAUCACGAAAUCUAAUUUCGAAAACCUUGAUGAAAAUAAGACGGGCAAGGUGACUUAUCCUCAAGUUGCUCUAUCUUUAUUUGGCAUCCACGUUAGCCAAAAGGAGAACCCAUUCAAAGAGAUUAUUGAAGUCCGAUCUCCACAUACUGGCUGCUGUUUACUUCUCUAA